GUGUCAUUCUUCUUCUUCUUUCUUGUCGUCUUCUCUGGGGAUUUGAAUUCCUCAUUCCUCUCUCUCUCUCUCUCCUCGCUCUUCGUUCAUUCGGCCUUUUCCUUUUCUACUUCUUCCAAGUCCUUUUCAGUCUCCCUUCUUCUUUCUAUUUUUUUUCCUCCUUUCUUUCAUCCCUCUCCUCUUAUUAUUGAUUUUCCCUUUCGGGCUUCUUUUUCCCUCGCUUCCUGGUUCCCUUCGACCCGAUUAGGAAACCAAGUGAUCACACAGGAAAACCAAAAGAAAAAAUAAAAAUAAAAACAAGAAAGAGAGGAAGUGAGGACGAGAAGAAUCAAGAAGCAUCAGAGAAGAAGAAAAAAAGUCGCACCAGGCCUCUGGCAGAUGCAUCUCCCGUCGUCAGCCAAUUUAGAUCUCUCCUUAUACUUCCACCUCCUCAGUCGCUGCGGGUCGAUGUAAGCAGCUUGAAAAGAACCAUGUCUCGUCGUCGCGCAUCCAAUAGCGAGUCGCUAGCGUCGUCCUCCUCGAUGAACGAAGCGUUUGCAUAUCCAUUUUCCAGCAUGCAGCAGAAUCAUCAGCCCCCGCGGCGCGGUCCGAUCGAGGGCCCCAACGGCCGGAGGCUAAUCCGUAGAGUCACCUGGCGUUCCUCCACCUACAAGCUAAUGGCCUCCUUGUGGGUGUUGGGCGUCUUCUACAUCGUCUGGCUCAUCCGUGAUAUCUUCUAUCUCCCCUUCAGCCCCUCCCAGACCUUCCCCAUCACCCUGGCGGGCCCCAACCAUGACUUUCUGGCUGAAUAUGCAGGUCAUCGUCAGUGUGGCCUCUCCUCGCUGUCACUCUUCGAGCCGCCGCAGGACACCAAACUGUACUGCCAGACCCGCGACUCCUUGCUCAAUGCCAUGAGCAACGGUGGCCGACAUGGGUUUGAUGCGGCCUAUACCUCCCAAGGCUGCUCUUAUCGCUGGUUUUCCGUCUCCCAAGCCUGUGACGUCCUGCAGAAAUUCGACGGCGUGAUUUUCAUUGGCGACGAGUCCCUGGCCGACAUCUAUGCGGGAUUUAACAUCCUCCUCCGCCAGAACCUGGAAUCUGGCUCCCUCAAAGAUUGGAAAUUCAGCAAGGACCAGGCGGAGAAGUGCAAAUGCGAUUCGCAAUUCACUAGCCCUCUGUGUGCCCCACUGCGGAUUACCUCCAGCGACCAGGCGUAUCAACAGGACGGUCCCGCAGCGGAACGGAGCCCGUACCGGUGUUCAACUCGGGUCUCCCACGGCUUUGUGCCCAUCACCGGCUCGCCCGCUUCCAAAAAUGCCCACGAGACGUUUCGUCUCCGGGUCUCCCAGGCCACCGGGAAGAGCCGACCGGUCCCGGUGAUCCACAGCCUGUCGCUCUCAACCUCGCAUUCGUUGUCGACCGCCCGCAGCAGCAUGGACGAAUGGCUGGCGUCAGCCCAGUCGAGUGGACGCGACAUGCCGUUCCUCUGGGUUGGGCCCAAUUCCCCCGGUCACCAAAAUUCCCCGGGCGACAACGUGCGCGCCCGCAGUUGGCAAUAUACCCUGGAUGCAUCGGACGCCGCUCGAGGCAAGGGGGUCGAGUCGCUUGGCAUGUACAACGCCACCCUGCAGGCCGACAGUUGGGAUGGCGUGCAUUACGGCGAGAAGGUCGCUGUGAUGCAAGCGAUGAUGAUCCUCAAUUGGCUGGCCGCCCUCUAGUCUGUCCUCUCUCCGUCCGGGGGGUAAUGGUCUUCCCAUCCGGGGGUUGAUAUCGCAUAUGAAUGACGUCUUUCACCGAAUUGGCUGAUUGCUGAGUUUCGUCCGUUACACAGAUAGACCGUGUCGCCUGUCCCGGUCGUGUUGAUCUGUGUCACACUCAUUUACUAAAGCGCUUGCAGAAUUUUGAUAGAGACUUUGACGCCUGGUCUGACUGGACUCCGCGGAGUUACCGCUGGCCGGGUUAUUUGCAUUUGGAUGGCGGUGGUCUGUCUGAUAUUCCUAAAUAGAGAAGUUCGUUUAUUGAAUCUUGCACGCACCAGGUGCGAUCUGAAAAGUUGGAGAAAAUAGGAUAUGUAUAUAUUUUGAAUUAACCUCUCUCCCCUUCCUAUAGGUGCUUUGUUUUGGAGAUACCCAGCAU
This is a messenger RNA of Aspergillus candidus, 2115 nucleotides long. RefSeq lists its product as uncharacterized. Lineage: Eukaryota; Fungi; Ascomycota; Eurotiomycetes; Eurotiales; Aspergillaceae. The transcript is spliced from 6 exons. The record is from RefSeq and is a predicted model, not a curated record. Bases 471 to 1697 code for a protein of 408 amino acids.